This is a messenger RNA of Neocloeon triangulifer, 1116 nucleotides long. RefSeq lists its product as uncharacterized. The record is from RefSeq and is a predicted model, not a curated record. NCBI's taxonomy places the organism in Eukaryota, Metazoa, Arthropoda, Insecta, Ephemeroptera, Baetidae. Bases 105 to 1034 code for a protein of 309 amino acids. The transcript is spliced from 4 exons.
AACCUAUUAGGAGCAGUGUCUGAAAACAGCAGACUAUUUCCCCUGUAACAAAUCAAUCUAUAAAUAGGGCGUGCUCAUCCAAUUCUUGCUCAGUUCUUCUCAAGAUGCGCACACUUCUCAUUAUUUGUUUGGGCCUGGCCUUCUCGCAGGCUCUUGCGGGUCCAGUUGAGGUGACGACCCAAGUUGAUGUGGUGCCGGAUGUUGUGAAACCUGUGGUCACGGAUGAAAAAGUCAUCACCCCUGUCAUUGUGGCUGAAAAAGUUAUUCCAGUAGCAAUUCCAGUUCCAGCAGAAAAAAUCCCAAUUGUUCCCGUCGAUGAGCACCAUACGGCACAAAUCCCCAUUUUCGUUAAGGCUGAAAAAGUGCCAGUGGGUGUCACUCCAGUUGAGGAACCAAAAUAUGUUGUGGUAGAAGCAAAGGCCUUGGCUUUUGAGUCAUCAUUGAAGAGGCUGCAGUUCUUUGAACGUACCUACAUGGCUAACCCGUUCCCUGUCGACGAGCACUUCAGAUUGGUUUUUGACUCUAUGGUUGAUCUUGGAGUGGAGCGCACACAGCUUGAUAAGCUGAAGGAAAAAGUUUUUGGAAAUCUCGAAGCUGCCCAAAAAGCAACCUACGAACAUUCCUACAUGUUCAACACCCUGAUCGAACUGGUUGAAGAAGUAGUCUACAAACUGCGCAACGGUGCCACCAAGGAUUCUUUUGUGCGGAGCAAAAUUGCAGUGGAGGAAGUAGCGAAAUUGCUCAGGGCAGACUUAUCGGAAAUAAGGGUCAGGAUACACCACAAUCUUGAAACCUACACUGGAACAAUUAGGGCCCUGACAGACGUAUAUACGAAUCCCGACGCAGCGGUUGUGAAGCGACAUAUGAAGCUCGUAAAGUUUAUCUACGAUUUGGGACAUGACGAGUUGGAAGAUAUUCUAUCAAUGCUCACAGAUGACUGGAAUGAGUUCUUGGCGGACUAUGAGAAGUUCAUCAAUGCCAUUGCUGAUGCUGUUGAUGAUUUCAUCACUGACGAUACCACUGGCACACCUUGAAGUUACUUUGCAACAUUUCAAAUAUCAAUUUAAAACCCCUGGCAUAUCAUUUAUGUCAAUAAAAUUAUGUUUGGUUUUUAAA